Rhizoctonia solani is the source of this 3507-nucleotide messenger RNA. Its product is annotated as clathrin adaptor complex small chain. The coding region runs from base 1 to 3507 and encodes 1168 amino acids. Gene Ontology annotation, biological process: vesicle-mediated transport; proteolysis; intracellular protein transport. The record is from RefSeq and is a predicted model, not a curated record. Gene Ontology annotation, cellular component: membrane; membrane coat. NCBI's taxonomy places the organism in Eukaryota, Fungi, Basidiomycota, Agaricomycetes, Cantharellales, Ceratobasidiaceae. Gene Ontology annotation, molecular function: serine-type endopeptidase activity. The transcript has 19 exons.
AUGUCCAAGCCAUAUGAUCCACCAGAAUACGUUUAUACUCCCAAUUCACCGUCCACCCAACCGGUCAACUUCAAUGACGAGCCUUCGGGCUCAAAUCUAUACCAUGUCUCCAAACAUUCAUUAGGAGCAAGCACGGAGUUAUCUUAUCCACAGUCGAAAUUCAACUCUGGUGUCAGCAUUGAACAAGAUGAUCCUUUUGUGAGUGGAGAUGGGUACAAAGGAGGGCUGAAUGAAAGGGGAGAAACGAGGGCCCAAGCACUUGCAUCCGAAUAUCGCUCAUCUCCUGUUAAUCUAAGUCCACGUGCACGCGACGGUGCCUUGUCUUCUUCCUCUAGUCAAACCUUCAGCUCUUCUGAACAAUCGAAAGACCUACUGGCUAAACGCAAGAGCGUCGCAUCUUCCAACCUAGACGCCAUGACAUAUGUCGACGAAAACUACAACAUAUAUCGCUCUCCCCAGAUGAAAAAUGGCGACCAAUUCAAUGAUAAUGCAUCCUUGGUCGAUCAUGCUGCUGCUCCUGCAGGCACUAGCCGCCGUAUGGCUGAUUUGGAAUACGCCGAAGCAGUAACCCCUUCCCCCGAUCAUCCCGAUAAUGCAAAGAAAUCUGUCAUGGCUCGUCUCCUGGGAAAUGAUGGUGCGCGUAAUCCGAUCGAGCAGCGUAUUCAGGCCAAACGAGCCGGAUCACCUAUAUCGCUCAAGCCAUACAUCAAUCCAAUGUUGGGUCCGUCUUCUUCCGGCCUGGUCAACCUUGGUGGCCGAUUUGUUCCUUGCAUGAAGCUCGUCAGCGAAAUUCCACCCAGUUUCAAUCUCGGAUGCUUUAACAAUACGGCAAACCCCGCAACCGAACUGUGCAGCGUUGAAACACUCUGCGGUUUCGGAGAAUUCAAAGGUGGCGAUCCUAACCAAUGGUUCAGAUUCAUAACCCCCAUAUUCUUGCAUGCCGGCAUCAUCCACUUUGCCCUGAACAUGUUUGCUCAGCUGACUCUUUCAGCCCAAGUGGAGCGUGAGAUGGGUUCUGGGGCCUUCCUCAUUUUGUAUGCGAGCGCGGGCAUCUUUGGCAACGUAUUGGGUGGCAACUUUGCCCUGGUGGGCGUGCCGAGCGUUGGUGCGUCGGGUGCCAUCUUCGGCACCGUCGCCGUCAUGUGGGUUGACUUGCUGGCGCAUUGGAAAAUAGAGUAUCGACCUGGCCGAAAGUUGGCGAUGCUAUGCGUUGACCUGAUUAUCGGUGUCGAUAAUUUCGCCCAUCUCGGCGGGUUCCUAAUGGGGCUCCUUACGGCUAUCGUUCUCUACCCCGUGAUUUCGACGACCAAGAGACACAAGGCCAUCAUGUGGAUAUGUCGCCUAGCAAUGAUUCCCGUUGCUGUGGUGCUAUUUGUCGUUCUUAUUCGUAAUUUCUACACAAGCGACCCGUACGCAGCCUGCCAGUGGUGCCGUUACUUGUCAUGCAUCCCAGCCAGUUGGAAUAACCGAUGCCAAGGCCAGAUUCCACAUAGACAUAGUACACUGACUGCGCAGCACAGUCAAACACACGGCACACCUCGUCUGGCCAAGUUUUAUACCCCUACCCCGGCCAACACGAGGGCCGUGCUCCCUCGACGGAUAUUCGAGCUCGUGUCGAGUCGACCUGCAGGGUUGUGCAACUUUCUCGACGCACCGGGUCUACUUACUGACACAGGAGCGUCUCGAACCGGCGACUUGUCCUCCGUGGGUGGAGGCGGAUGGGAAUGGGAAGGCGAGGAGAAGGAAUUGCAGCGUGCAAGGGUAGUGUAUAGGCUGUAUGCGACGCUUUAUUUCGUGUUUGUGGUCGAUGGAGCGGAGAGUGAACUCGGCGUGUUGGAUCUUAUCCAGGUAUUCGUCGAGUCGUUGGACCGCGCGUUCGAAAACGUUUGCGAGCUGGACUUGGUGUUCCAUUUCGACGAGGUGUGUAUAUUGUUAAACGGUCAUGCUACGACUGAACUUAUGGAACUCGUACAGGGCGGACUAGUGCUGGAGACCAACGUUGAUGAGAUUGCGAGGGCCGUGCUUGCGGGCGCAGUGCCACCAGCUGUGGGGAGGGGAUCGACCGAUACUGCGGUCGAUCGUAUUAAUUGUGAGACACCUGGUCGUGCUAGUGUUUUUACUUUGCUCCGUGACUCCAUGCUCGACGCCGCAGCCCGUAAGAUUCGUUUUGAGCUGAGAGGUUGGCUGCGGAUAUGCACAUGGACUAUUGUUUGGCGCUUAAUGACUGGGAGAUGUUUCCUUUUGAGUCAGGCCAAGGCCGUGGAUUGGAGGACCCGCAUGGACGAAUGGGGAUCUCGGUUUAUUACUCAUAUGAACGAAAUGCUGACGAUAGUGGGUGUCUAUGCAGUGCAAGAGCGACAAAAGGUGCAAAAGGCGUCUUAUGCGGCGGAUAACCCGUUGGCAGCGAUUGGGUCAGGAGCGGUGGGCGGGCCGCGCGGGGGAGGACUUCGGGGACUGCAGACACCGCUCGGGUGGAUCGCUAACCGCGCGUUUCCUACGGUGGGGACGCGCUUUGCCAUCCCGCCCGAUCCGGCCCAAAAGACCAACGAACUCGAUUGGCUGCUCUACUCGGGCGCCAACGCCAACACCGGCAUCGACGCUCUCCUCGCUCCCCAUCCAGACGCAUUCGAGCGUGAACUCGACGAUCUCGGCAUCGACGACAGCCUCCUCUCCUCAUUGGUUGUCCCCAACGACGACAUUGCCAAUCUCAACGCCUUCCUUGCCCAUCGUUCCCCUGUCUGUGGCCCCGUCUCUCUACAACGAGUCUCUCUCGGCCUACGGUGGCGCUGUCUCGGAGCACAGCCUCUUUGCCACUCGGACCUCGACAUUAACCUCGACGCCCUCAAUACCUUCCACAUGCCUUCGCCCCAGCGCCAAUCCCGCUCUCCCUCGGGUGAAAUCUCGGACAAUUCCUCCGCAUAUGGCCACUCGCGCUCGUCCAGCAACUCGCUCUUUGACGUGCCCACUGGCUACGAGAACAUUAGCGCCAAUGGCUACUACAUCCAGCCAUCCUCCAACUAUGCGCGCCGCAACCACUCGGGCCUCGUCCACCGCGAUGUCCCGUCCCAGCACCUCCAGGCCCGUGCCCAGGCCCACCCAUACGUCCCGGCCGACCAUGCGUACGACCAUGCGGGCUCAGGAAACGAGAGUCCCGAACAAUCCGAUCCCCGUCGCAAGUACCAGUGCCCCCAGUGCCCGCGUGCCUUUGCCCGCCAGUUCAACCUCAAGACCCACAUGGCCACCCACGAUCCCAACCGCACCAAGCCCCAUGUGUGCCACCACGCUGGGUGCGGCCGUUCCUUCUCGCGCAAGCACGACUUGGGUCGCCAUCUCGUUUCAAUCCAUCAGGAUGCCGAGCAUAAUAAUAACACUGCGGCUACCUCUCCCAAGCGUGCCGCUUCCUCGGUCGCCGUCAAGAGCGAACGCGAGUGGUGUGACCGCUGCGGCCGUGGCUGGGUCAAGUCCGAGCGCGCUCGCGACGCCUGCCAGUGCGAUGACUCUUCCUAA